This is a messenger RNA of Glycine soja, 1566 nucleotides long. RefSeq names its product putative serine/threonine-protein kinase-like protein CCR3. Gene Ontology annotation, molecular function: protein serine/threonine kinase activity; ATP binding. The record is from RefSeq and is a predicted model, not a curated record. The transcript has a single exon. Gene Ontology annotation, biological process: protein phosphorylation. NCBI's taxonomy places the organism in Eukaryota, Viridiplantae, Streptophyta, Magnoliopsida, Fabales, Fabaceae. Bases 6 to 1220 code for a protein of 404 amino acids.
UAUGUAUGUAUGUGGUUUGGUGUCUGUAUAUGACAUAUGUGCUCAGUGCCUCCGCCAAAGCAAAUAAAAUGGAUACUGAAAUGGUUGAGAGCAUUGAUGUCACAGAUGAUGCAAGGAGUUUUAGCUGGGCAGUGGACAGCGCCAUAAGGAGUGAGACUGGGUCCAUUUUUGGAGAAUCUCGUGUCCGUAGCUUUGCUUCGUUAGUGGACAGUGCCAUAAGGAGUAGUAGUGCCAGUGAAGCAGAUUUGGGAUCAUCCCCUUCCCCAGUGCAUGCUUUUGCUUCCGCUGUGGAUAUCAGGACUGUUGCUGCACGAUUAUUCACCGUCUCUGAGCUUAACGUAGCCACCAACAAUUUCUCAUUUGACAACAAGAUUGAUGCUGGAGGCCUUGAUGUUGUUGAGUACAGAGGCGAGCUCAUUGAUGGUCAUGAGGUUGCAAUCAAGAGGGUUAAAACCUGGCUAAACUUAUUUGGUAAGUCUGAGUUUGCCUUGUUCUCCCGUUUACACCACAAGAAUUUGGUUGGGCUGGUUGGAUUUUGUGAAGCAAAAGAUGAAAGGCUCUUGGUGUAUGAGUACAUGAAGAAUGGGGCGUUGUAUCAUCAUUUGCAUGGCAAGAAUGGUAGCAGUGUGUUGAAUUCAUGGAAAAUGAGGAUCAAAAUUGCCGUCGAUGUUUCACAGGGAAUACAAUAUCUUCAUAACUAUGCAUCUAUUAUUCACAGAAAUAUCAACUCUUCCAAUAUUCUUUUCGAUGCUACUUGGACAGCAAGAGUAUCUGGUUUUGAUUUGUCGCUGAUGAAUCCAGAACCUGACUGGGAUUACCGAACAAUGGGGACUGUGGGAACAUAUGGAUAUAUUGAUCCUGAGUACUAUGGUCUAAAUGUCUUGACAGCAAAGAGUGAUGUGUAUGGGCUUGGAGUUGUAUUGCUUGAACUUUUAACGGGAAAGAAAGCUAUAUUCAAGUAUGGGGCGAAUGAUUUUGUAUCCACCACAAUAAAAAGUGUGGUGGAUUUUGCAGUGCCAACAAUUUUGGCCGGAGAGUUAGUGAAAAUUUUGGAUCCAAGGGUUGGACCACCCGAUGUGAAUGAGGCCGAGGCAUUGGAAUUAGUGGCCUAUACAGCCAUUCAUUGUGUCAAUUUGGAAGGGAAAGAUAGACCAACCAUGGCUGACAUUGUGGCCAAUUUGGAGAGGGCUUUGGCUAUUUGUGAGAGUAGCCAUAUAUGAUAGCAUUUCCACCGAUGCUAUCUCUGUUGAAAUCAAAUCUAAAGCUCUCUUUAUUUCUUUCUUGUUUUACUUUCAACAUGAUAUUGCCAUCAUAUAUAGCAUUUCCAGCGGUACCGUCUCUGUGGUUUCUCAAUGAUACAGUCCAAACCCGGGAAAGAGGGGACAAAAUAUUGAAAACUUUGUGAAUUCGUAUUCAUUCUUUCUGUAUUUCAUACUUAACUUUAUUGUUUCUUUCGGAUAUAUUGUAUGGGUAAACUCUUGGCCUGUAUAGAUUAGGAGAAUCAUUCUUUCUGUAUCAUUACACUCUAUUUUGGCAAUUUAAUUUUGCACAUUGUAUUUAUAUAGA